UGCAGCCGAGCAGCUGGCGGCGCGGAGCGGAUCGCAGGUUAGCCAUGUCAUCUGAGCCUCCUCCGCCACCACAGCCCCCAACCCACCAGACGUCGGUGGGGCUGCUGGACACCCAGCGGGCCCGAGAUCGGUCACCGUCCCCUCUUCGGGGCAACGUGGUCCCCAGCCCACUGCCCACCCGCCGGACAAGGACCUUCUCAGCGACGGUGCGGGCUUCUCAAGGUCCCGUCUACAAAGGAGUCUGCAAAUGUUUCUGUCGAUCCAAGGGCCAUGGCUUCAUUACCCCGGCAGAUGGCGGCCCUGACAUCUUCCUGCACAUUUCCGAUGUGGAAGGGGAGUACGUCCCCGUGGAAGGCGACGAGGUCACCUAUAAGAUGUGCUCCAUCCCCCCCAAGAACGAGAAGCUGCAGGCCGUGGAGGUGGUCAUCACCCAUCUGGCCCCGGGCACCAAGCACGAGACCUGGUCUGGUCACGUCGUCAGCUCCUAGGAGAGGCCGGAAGCACCCCUUUCUCCUGGGCUUGCGGGAGACUCUGGGGGGAGGAGGCAGGACCAAACUGGAGAUGCCGGUCUACUGCUUUAGAUGGGGCUUCAAAGGGGGGAGCCCAGUCCCUUUCGAGUAUCUCCUGGAGGAAGGGGUGUGGGGGGCAGGCAUGGGGGUGCUCUUGGCCACCAGCACAGCUUCUGACCAUUGCAACAGCCUCUCACCAUCUGAAAAGCAUUAAAAGCAUGGAAAAAGGAGGGGCGCCCACUGGUGGCUGAGUGAAGGGUCCAACCCCAGCCCGGGGGUGGGUCAGGCAGUGCUUCCCCAACCCAUAGUGUCCUUUGUGCCCCUGGACUGGAAACUUAAGAGUCCCCAGGCCCAGUCCACGCCGGGGCUGACCGGGGCCCUGCACGUUUCCCACGAUGCAUUCUUACCCAUGUGGCCAUCC
Odobenus rosmarus divergens (Pacific walrus) is the source of this 930-nucleotide messenger RNA. RefSeq names its product calcium regulated heat stable protein 1, 24kDa (gene CARHSP1). NCBI's taxonomy places the organism in Eukaryota, Metazoa, Chordata, Mammalia, Carnivora, Odobenidae. The transcript is spliced from 4 exons. Gene Ontology annotation, biological process: regulation of mRNA stability. The record is from RefSeq and is a predicted model, not a curated record. Gene Ontology annotation, cellular component: cytoplasm. Gene Ontology annotation, molecular function: mRNA 3'-UTR binding. Bases 45 to 488 code for a protein of 147 amino acids.